AUGGAAGGCGACAUGUUGGCGAUAUAUAAUUUCAACGAAAACGAGAUGCCCGACGUAAGUGGGAACAAUGCAUUAGAAUUUCCCGAUCUAGAUUUCGUUUACGCGGACGCAGAUACUCAUGUGAACGAGAUUGCCGAGCUGUACAGCUAUACCGAACAAGCGGAAUUUCAGCACAAUGUUAAGGCAUUCGAAGACCAGAUGGAACUGUACAAACUGCCACCCAGCUGGCAGAAACUGUCGGAAAGCGAACAGAAUAGCGUCAUAUUAAAGCUACUCGAUCAGCUCGACAUGUCGAAAAAGAGUCAGCGUAUGAAGUCAGCCCGCUGCAUACUGUACCUAGCCCAGGGUUGCUGGGUGGAGGUACAAUCCGACCAGGAGCAACAGAUGUGGGCACGCAAGAAUGUUAUGCUGCUGUACUCAGCCGGUGUGUUUGGUGCAUUUGUGGAACUGUUGAAUUUGGAAAUUGACAAUUCUUCCACUGCCAAUCUAGCAUUGCGCAAAAUAGCAGUAUCGCUUGCCGAUUCGAUCGAUCUGCGUGUCAUUCUGUCUGUGCUGUACAUUAUUACCGAGGUGAUGCGAGCGGAAAAGGAGAGCAAAAAUCAAGAAUACGCUCAGCUGGUUUCGAACUUCGUUACCGAAAUAACUUAUCCCAUCGGCGAUGAAUUGUUGUCCGUAAAACUGCUCGGGAUGGUCACACACUUCUGCUCCGGCAUGGCGCCACAUUUUCCAAUGAAAAAGGUAUUACUGUUACUGUGGAAAAUAUCUCUCGUGUCCUUGGGAGGCAUGGAUACGCUCAAAAAUCUUAAAGAUAAGUAUCGGAGUGCGGCCGGCCUUUCCCAGAAUCGCGAGGACACGCUAGAGGUAUCAAAGGUGAUGCGUGCCAGUUCGCCACCUAUUACAGCACCAUCGAAUGAUGACAAUCAGAACGCGAAGCGUAGCCGACCAUCCCGAAGAGUAUGUACGAACCCUAGUCAAACGCAAGAGAGCUUGAUCAAGCAAAGCUCUCUGGAUGAGCAGGAACAGUUGGGACUGGAGAUGGAAACGGCGGCUACGGAGAACGAGGAAGAUAUCUCCGUGUACUUUCGUCAGUACGAGGACCCCAUAAACGGUGGUGCCAAUCCGGCAGCUGGUGAGGAAGGGGCAACCGCACCACCGGCUGUCACUGCUGGUGAAGCUGGUGAGACAAAGGAAGGGGGCGAAUGUUCCCCGCCACCGGCAGAACCUGUGGAAGAACCACCGCCAGAGAUUACCAACCGUUUGCCCUGGGCACCGAAGAUCCGGCGCAAGGAUAUUGACAUAUUUCUCAACAAUUCGCGCAGUAAAUUCAUCGGAUAUACGCUGAAGGAUGAUCAUGAAACGAUUGCCGGACUUCCGCAGCCGAUACAGGAAGGAUUCAAAACGUUGACAAAGCACAUGUACGUAAGUCUGGCGGACGUGCAGAUACGCCGGGAGGAAGAAAUUAAUCGCAAUCCGCUUUCGACAUCGGAAGGUGAAAUUCCGCUAACUCCAACCGAAAUACUGUACCAGGCCCUGCUGCCCAACUUGUCGCAGUACAUGAUUUCGCUGCUAAAGAUCCUGCUAGCGGCCGCCCCGACCUCGAAAGCCAAAACCGAAAGCAUCAACAUUAUGGCCGACGUACUUCCGGAAGAUAUGCCCAUGACGGUACUACAGUCCUCGAAGCUGGGAAUCGACGUGAGCCGACACAAGGAAAUCACCGUUAAGGCCGUAUCCGCCAUCUUGCUGCUCUAUCUGAAACAUUUCAAAAUCAAUCACAUCUACCAGUUCGAGUUCAUUUCGCAGCAUCUCGUGUUUGCCAACUGCAUUCCGCUGGUGCUCAAGUUCUUCAACCAGGACAUUAUGGGGUACGUUGGUACGAACAACGGUAUCCCGAUCAUCGACUUUCCCUCGUGCGUGAUCGGCGAACAGCCCGAGCUGACGUCCGAAUCUAUGCUGGUCGGUGAUUCGGCCACCUACUCGUGGCGCAACGUGUUUUCCUGCAUCAAUUUGCUGCGCAUACUCAACAAGCUGACUAAGUGGAAGCACUCGCGCAUCAUGAUGCUGGUCGUGUUUAAGUCGGCGCCGAUUCUGAAGCGCACACUCAAGGUGCGCCACGCGCUCAUGCAGCUGUACGUGCUGAAGCUGCUCAAAAUGCAAACCAAGUACCUGGGCCGUCAGUGGCGCAAGUCAAACAUGAAGACGAUCAGUGCAAUCUACGCGAAGGUGCGCCAUCGCUUGAACGACGAUUGGGCGUUCGGGAACGAUUUGGAUGCGAGGCCCUGGGAUUUCCAGGCAGACGAAUGUGCCCUAAAGAGUGGCGUUGAUCGAUUCAACAAUCGGCGGUAUUUGCAAGUGAACAAUGGCAUACUGGCCGGUAUCGAGGGGCUCGAUUAUGACGAUUCAAUCGAAGGGAUCGGUGGAAUCGGAGCUGGUAUCGGUGUGACGGCCAUUGUCGGUGGUGCUGGUGGUGGAGGCGAAGGGCUGAAUGGUGGUGGUGGUGGCGGUGCCGGUGGAUCACUGGGCGGAUGUGUUAAUGGAGGUGCUGGUGGCGUUGGUGGAGCGGGCGUAGCGUCCGGACUGGGAGCAUCGGAACGCGGGAACGCAUGCUACGGAGGGCUGGCGCGCAAACCGGAAGAGAUCGAACUGAGCGAAGAGUUCAAGCAGAACUACGAGUUGUGGUUGCAGCAGGAGGUCUACAACAACAACAUCGACUGGGACGCACUGCUUGCCGUGGACGAUUUUUCCUAG
This is a messenger RNA of Anopheles maculipalpis, 2745 nucleotides long. RefSeq names its product striatin-interacting protein 1 homolog (gene Strip). The transcript is spliced from 9 exons. The record is from RefSeq and is a predicted model, not a curated record. Gene Ontology annotation, cellular component: cytosol. Gene Ontology annotation, biological process: cytoskeleton organization. The coding region runs from base 1 to 2745 and encodes 914 amino acids. NCBI's taxonomy places the organism in Eukaryota, Metazoa, Arthropoda, Insecta, Diptera, Culicidae.